GUUUUUUUUUUGUUCAUUAAUUAAUUUGACGGAUCUUAAUUAUAUUUUCUGCCAAAGAUUUCUUUAAAAUAAAUUAAGAAUAUAGAAAUUGUGUUUACCUACCACCUAGAGCAACUCCAACAGUGUAAAAUUAGGACUAGCUUGCAAUUUAUGAAACUAAUAAAUAAUUAGCUUAACCAUUGGAAUUGCAUUACCAAAUUAGCUGGACAAAGCUAUUCGCUUAGCUAAGCUAAUUAGCUUAGCAAAUUGUGGGAAUUAAAAAAAAUUAAAAAAAUUAUUGAAAAUUAAGCCCUAAUGACGUGGCAUAAUUAACCCGCCAAACUCUAUCCACUCUAUUAAUCGACCCCUUAUUCCGCCAAACUCAUAAUAACAAGUCCUUCUAAGCAACUAACUGCACGCACAACCGCACGAUCAUCCAAUUAAUCAUGCAAUCUCAACCGUCCAUUACUUUUCUUGAUCCACUAUAUAUAUCUGAUACUUUUACCCGUUUUCUUAGUUCUGAUUCCUUUUCUCUCUCCUCUUAACCAUGUCUUCUUCUCUUCGAUCAGAUUUCUACAAACAAUUUUUUGUUCUUCGAAUCAAUCAAUUAAUCGCUCUUCAAAUUUAUUGAUAGUUUUGUUCAAUGAUUUAUUUGAUUUGCGUCGAUUCGCGUUAAUUCUUCACUUUUUGCAGAUUUGAUCGAUUACGGAGGACUUUUGCAGUACUCUGACGUGAGGACGAGUGGUUUGGCUGAUUUUCAGAUGGUCUGCACGGUUCAGCAGGCUGAUAGGGCUGUAUAGGAAGAUAGCUGCGUUGCGGUUUGGCUCUCCCAAUUUUACGGUGUGUUCAUAUAAUACUCCGAUGUACUUCACAGUUGUGAUAAAUUACUCUCAAUACAUGUGGUAUUGGUGAGUUUUAUGUUAUGUGGAUGGAAAGCAGUAGUAUUAGUUCGUAUGGGCGGGGUUGUUUGGGAGAAUGGAGUGUUUUCCUUGUUUUGGUGAUUUGGUCUUGUUAGUCGACCUUUGCCAUGUCGGGUGCGCUUGCUUGGCAGGUCAUCAAUCUUAAUAAAAGAUCUUUUUUGUGGUUUUGUUGGGAGAUGGCACGGGGUUUUUCCCGGCUCUCCCAACCGUGUGUGCGUGUGUUGUGUCUGUUUUUCUUUAUUUGUCUCCCUUUCCCUGCACCCCUUUGCGCUUGAAUCAUCAAACUCCACUGUUAUUGCACCAACAUCGAGCAAAGCCACUUCAAAUGAUUUCGUUGGACAACAUAUUUGGCCAAGAUCCAAUUUUGCCAAGGUAUAUUUAUCAAAUUCCAUAUUUAUCAAAAAUCCUUUCUAAUUACUCGUACUAUUUAGAUUGCAAUGUUAUCUGCGAAGGUUAAGGUGGUGUCAGUACUCUUCAUUAGUCCCUUGACAUCAAGGCUGUCUUACAGUUGCUGUCUUCGAAAUUUUUUGCAUGCACAGAGCUCUGCUUUUUGAAUCUUUCUAAAUUGGGAGUCCUACAAUCUUGUACGGAGUAUUGAGAAAUUCUGCUUAUUUAGAACUUAAUUUAUGUUCAGAAUGUCGAGCAUGUAGAACAUCUCUUCAUUGACUUACCCAUACAAAACAUUCAUUACGAACUUCAGGUUAAUUAUGUGGAAAGCUACAUACAGUUCCCUUCAUUGCAUUUAUAUUUAUCAAAAGAAUAGCUAAUUAUGUUCUUGAAUAAGCUACUCUGAUUAAGCAACUUCCAAGCAAUUUGUAGAGGGUAUUGCAAAAUAGAUGUGAUUACUACUUGCCAGCUGCACAGAUAGGUUAUAUAUUCCACUAGAUUGUCUGCUGUACCAAUCCUCGUUUAUGUUUACGUUGCACCAAUCCUCAUAUGUGGACACUGCACCAACCAGCAUAUAUUUGUACGUAGUUGCCCCAUACAGAUUAUAAUUUUUGAAAACCACAUUAUUUGGGGUUAUUUGGCAAUCAUGCCACCGUAAUCCUUGAAGUAAAUUCUAAGUUUAUUUAUUAUGCAUUCUGUUCAGGCAUCUUGAUGCUCAAUUUAAUUUAAACAAUCUAUUUCCAGCGAGCAAUUUUUUUUCUUUUUUAAUUCUGCUCUUUCUUGCUUGUGUUUGCAUUUUACAUUACUGUCUAUUGAGAACAACAGUAUUGAAUCGUGUUUGGAGUUAGUGUUGUAAUCGAAAUUAUAUCAUUCUCUUUGUACACUUUUGUAUUAGAAGUUCUUCUACAGGUUUUGUACAUUCUAGGUGCCAGACUGCUGAUACUCUACGCUCUGUGGGCAAGGUGCUGUUCUGAUUUCGAGGAUCUCAUCUGCACAAGUUUAACAGUUUAGCUGUUUGUUAGAUUUUCAUGGAUGGUUCGCCUAGCAAUGAGGCACUAUCAAAUAUGUAUUGCCAAAGCAAUCAAGAAUAGUUGAACUAUUGAUCGUUGAUGCUUGAUAUGUUUUGCCAAUGUCACAACUUCAAUGUUCAAUGUUGAAUACCUGUUGUCAGAGUGAGAUGUGCACCUAUUAAUAAUAUUUCCUUUAUUGAUUGUUUAUUGUGACUAUUUCCCAGUCUUACCUUUAUUUAUUUUUCAAUUUAGUAGUAUGAUUAAUAGAUUAGAAUUUGCUUAAGUUUUGUCCUUUUAAUUUGAAGUUCCUUUGUGUUACACUUCCUGGGAGUUAAAGAUGAUGCUUAUUGCAAUCAAUUUAGCUGAGACGCUGAGUUGCAAAACUUGCAAUGUGAGAUGAUUUUAGCCUGCAAUUUUUUUUUUUUGUUUUUGAGCUAGAGUAAAGUCUUUUUAUGAUGCUUAGUGGUUUCAUACUAUGUAUUAUGUGAGGUGCAUCAUGAUCUAUAAGCUCUAAAUGGAAAGAGCGCCCAAAUUAUGUUUGGGAGGUUGGUGGUUCGAAUCCAUCUAGAUCCGUUAUUUCAAUUUGUACAUUUGGUUAUAUAUGUGGAUCAUAGGAAUUAUGAAGUAAUAAACGAAGUGUUACGAUUUAUAAUUCGGUCUAAAAAGUUUAUCCCAAUAUAAUCCCCAAUACAACAGUAUUAUUAACUUAUACAAGCUUACACAUCAACUCACAAUAGCCACGAAUUGGUUAUUUAUCCUACUCCAUUUUGUUAUGUUUUUUGAUAUCCAACAUUCCUAAUUGACUAAGAGCCUGUUCUGAUUUACUGAAUUGAUUGGAGCUGAAAUUGAAGAAAACAGUACCUAAUUCACUUUGAUUUUUUUUUUUUUGAAACAUAAUUCACUUUGAUUUGGAUUGAACUUUCGAUUAAGACCAACUAUUUCAAAAAAGAAAAAAAAAAGAAAAAAAAAUCAAUUUAAGACCAACUAUUAAAAAAAGUCAACUUUAUCUUAAAAUUAAAAGAAAAGAAUGGGCUAAUGGUUGUAGGCCUUUUUAACUCAUAGUGUACUCCGUAUAUAUUCGGGCAACCCAAAGGCCUAAAGUAUUGCUACCGAUAAAUAACAAGGGCAUACAUUACAUAACAUUUUGUCCAGUUUUCAUUUAAUUCGCAAAUUUAAUUGGGCAGUAGUGUCUUCAAUUACGAUUUCUGGGGGUUAAUUUAAUUGAUUCAAAAGUACAAAUUUUGUUGAAAACAAAUUUUACAUACACGAAGAGCGAAAAUUCUGGAAAUGGACUGCACCAAUGAAGUUCUGGAAGAGCUGCUGAAUGUGGAAGCCGAGCUUCAAGAUGUUCAAGAUCAAAUAAAGCUACUGCUAGAUCAGCAAGAAAAUUUGUAUGCCAGACAAUCUGAACUAAAGGCACUCCUUGAAGAUUGUGAGGCAUCAGGUAGCCACCGUAACGAUGGUGCCUCAACUGCUCCAGAGGAUUGGUCAGGGUCUUUUGGUUGGGAUUCUGAGGCUGAGGAUCUCCGACUAAAAAUUUUUGGCAUUUCUUCAUAUCGUGCAAAUCAGCGGGAGAUAAUAAAUGCAGUCAUGAGUGGUAGAGAUGUGUUGGUGAUUAUGGCUGCAGGUGGUGGCAAAAGUUUCUGUUACCAGCUUCCAGCUGUACUUCGUGAUGGGGUUUGCCUUGUAGUCAGUCCUCUGCUUUCUUUAAUCCAAGAUCAGGUGAUGGGUCUGAUUGCUUUAGGUGUUCCAGCAUACAUGUUGACUUCAACUACUAGCAAGGAAGAUGAGAAGUUCAUAUACAAGGCCCUUGAAAAGAAUGAAGGAGACCUCAAGAUAUUGUAUGUCACACCAGAGAAGAUAUCUAAGAGUAAAAGAUUUAUGUCAAAGCUUGAAAAGUGCCACCAUGCUGGCCGUCUUUCGCUCAUAGCAAUAGAUGAGGCACAUUGCUGCAGUCAGUGGGGUCAUGAUUUCCGUCCUGACUACAAGAACCUUGGUAUUUUGAAGACUCAAUUUCCAACAGUUCCUGUUAUUGCUUUAACGGCAACUGCUACAAAGAAAGUCCAACUUGAUCUGAUGGAGAUGUUGCAUAUACAAAAAUGUGUAACAUUUAUUAGCAGUGUGAACAGGCCAAAUUUGUUUUAUAUGGUGAGGGAGAAGUCAUCAGUUGGAAAGGUGGUGGUUGAUGAAAUUGCUGAUUUUAUCAGUGGAUCAUAUCCAAAUAAUGAAUCAGGAAUAGUUUACUGCUUCUCUAGGAAAGAAUGUGAGCAGGUUGCAAAGGAAUUACGUGAAAAGAGAAUUAAAGCUGAUUUUUACCAUGCUGAUAUGGAAGUUAGAGACCGUGAAAAUGUUCACAUGCGGUGGAGCAAUGGCAAAUUACAGGUCAUUGUUGGGACAGUGGCAUUUGGCAUGGGAAUUAACAAACCUGAUGUCAGGUUUGUUAUUCAUCACAGUCUGAGCAAAUCUAUGGAGACAUAUUACCAGGAAAGUGGACGUGCUGGACGUGAUGGACUUCCGGCGGAAUGCCUUCUCUACUAUAGGCCUGCUGACAUGCCUAGGCAGAGUUCAAUGGUCUUCUAUGAGAACUCCGGUCUGCAGAAUCUCUAUGACAUAGUACGGUAUUGUCAGUCAAGGACUGGGUGCAGGCGAGCUGCAUUUUUCAAACAUUUUGCUGAACCACUGCUAGAUUGCAAUGGGAUGUGUGACAAUUGUGUAUCUUCUAGUGAGGUCAAAGAAAUUGAUGUCUCCUGUCAUGCAAAAGCUGUGAUUUCUUUGAUACAAAAUAUACAAGAAAAAGAUCAGAGAGUCACAAUGUUGCAAUUGGUUGACAAGAUGAAAGUAAAACAGAAAGACUUAGAUCCAGACCUGAAAAGAGAUCAUAUGGAGCAACUUAUCAUCCAACUAAUUAUAGAUUGUGUUUUGAAAGAAGAAUUUCAACACACAGCGUACACAACAAAUGCUUAUGUGACAUUAGGUCCAUUGGGAAAACAGGUCUUACAAGGAAUGAAAACUGUGAAGCUUCAAAUCUACUGUGUUAAGGAAAUUAAAGCUGGGGUUGUGAAGUCUGCUAAGCGUAAAUCAGCAUCAUCCAAUUUGGAAUUCAGGCUGGAUGAGCUGCGUAAGGAACUUGCUUCACUUCAUGGAGGAAUAUUCCCUCAUUCUAUUUUAUCUACUCAGCAGAUCAACGUGCUAGCUGCUGAAAAACCAGAUUCAAUAGAACAGUUGGAGAAGAUAAUCGGGAAGGUGAAAAGUGGAAAGUAUGGAAGUAGAAUUCUUGAAGAAAUUGCCCAUUGCUCCGCGUCAGGAAAUCCUGAUCCUGACAUCAAUGAAGAACAAGACGAUAAAACUUCAAAAAAGGCGAAGAAAAAAACUCCUGUUCUUAUAGAAUGCAGCGAAGAUGACGAAUAACAUAUAUAGUGAGUCACUAGGGCGGAUGAUGAGAAUUGAUCACAAGAUCUCUUGGAAUCAUGAGGGGAGAUAUUUCAUUUUGAUUUCGAUAUAUUAUACUAAGUAAUUGAUAAAUAAUAAGUAAUGUUAUUUAUUUAUUAUGAUAAAAUACCUUGUAUGUAAUUUAAUCUACUCUGUAAUAAGUUACUACGGAG
Molecule: messenger RNA, 5898 nt
Organism: Chenopodium quinoa (quinoa)
Lineage: Eukaryota; Viridiplantae; Streptophyta; Magnoliopsida; Caryophyllales; Amaranthaceae
Product: mediator of RNA polymerase II transcription subunit 34-like
Exons: 22
Coding region: 3584-5704 (706 amino acids)
Biological process (GO): double-strand break repair via homologous recombination
Cellular component (GO): mediator complex; cytoplasm; chromosome
Molecular function (GO): nucleic acid binding; 3'-5' DNA helicase activity; four-way junction helicase activity
Source: RefSeq, a predicted model, not a curated record